AUGAAUCGUAAAACUAGUGUAAUUUGGGACUAUUUUACAAUUAUUGAAAAUGAAAAAGCAAAAUGUAGUUUUUGUAAAACAGUGCUUAAGUUUAAUCAAUCGUCAACAACAAAUUUACUUAGACACGUAAAAUCAAAACAUCCAACAAUUGAUUUAUCCAAACGUUUGAGGCCUACUCUUGAUUUAGAACAAAGUGAUCCUGAUUACCCUUCUUGCAUUAAUGACAUCCUGCCGGCUUCAACAUCUUCUAAUUCAGCCCCAUCAACUUCAACGCCUAAUAGAGAUCGAUCCCCCAUUGUUCAUCGUCAGCCAUCAUCUAGUGGUCAGCAACAAUUGCGUAUUUCAAAUUAUUUCAGCAAACCAGUAACUGCAUCCAAAAGACAAUUAAUUGACCAACAGGUAAUUAAAAUGAUAGUUAAAGAAUAUUACCCUUUUAGCAUAGUAGAGGAUAUUGAAUUUAAAAAGCUUAUAAAUAUGCUGAACCCGGGUUAUAGUCUUCCGUGUAGGAAAACCCUUUCAACAUCAUUAUUACCCGUUCUUUAUAAUACAAUUCACCAACAAGUCCAAUCAGAUAUUGAAGUUAAUGCACAGUACAUUGCCUUAACUACUGAUGCAUGGACAUCAAUUAGGAAUGAGAGUUAUACGGCAAUUACAGUUCACUUCAUAGAUCAGAACUGUCAUUUAAAGUCAUAUCUUUUAUCAUGUGCCAAAUUCCCUGUGAGACAUACAAGUCAAAAUAUUAAAGAUGAUUUACAAAACGUUAUAAGGCAAUGGGGUUUACAAAAUAAAGUAGCAGCGUGUGCCACUGACAAUGCUGCAAACAUAACUGCAGCGAUUCGCUUAUGUAAGUGGAGACACAUUCCGUGCUUUGCUCAUUCCCUUAAUCUGAUAGUACAAUCUUCUCCGAACACAUACAAGAAACAAGAAGUAAAGUUAAAACUAUUGUUGAAUAUUUUAAAAGGAGUUCAAUUGCCACUGAAAAAUUAA
Aphis gossypii (cotton aphid) is the source of this 987-nucleotide messenger RNA. RefSeq names its product zinc finger BED domain-containing protein 6-like. The transcript has a single exon. The coding region runs from base 1 to 987 and encodes 328 amino acids. Gene Ontology annotation, molecular function: DNA binding. The record is from RefSeq and is a predicted model, not a curated record. Lineage: Eukaryota; Metazoa; Arthropoda; Insecta; Hemiptera; Aphididae.